Molecule: messenger RNA, 1492 nt
Organism: Bolinopsis microptera
Lineage: Eukaryota; Metazoa; Ctenophora; Tentaculata; Lobata; Bolinopsidae
Exons: 2
Coding region: 3-1169 (388 amino acids)
Source: RefSeq, a predicted model, not a curated record
CUAUGUCGCACGCUGUUGUCAAUCCAGACCGAGAGCAACUAGAGACUUGUCCCUAUGAUCCCUCCCAUAGGGUCUCUCAGAUGAGGUUACCGUAUCAUCUUAUCAAGUGCCGAAAGAACCACAAAGACAAAGAGUUUUCUCAGUGCCCAUACGACGCAAAGCAUGUCAUAUUGAAGGCCCAAUUUCAAGAACAUCUACAGAAUUGUGACAAGAAGGCCAUAAUUGAGCCUCAGCUGGUGAUGGUUGAACGGAACUUUGGACUUCACCUCCCACCCUCGCAGGCCGUCGAGAUCGAGGCUACUCUAUCAAAUGAGUGGGAUUUAGAAAUGCCUUCUACAGCAUUCACCAUCAACUCAUCUCCAGAGAACGGAGAAAGGGUGGAGGAGCAUCAGGUGGUCAAUUCUUUCUCAUCCAGUUCCAAUACAUGGUCUGCCAUGGCACAAGGGACUGGAGGUGGGAAGGGUGGUUAUAAUAAUGGGGUUUCUUAUGAUGGAUACAGCAAAACUGUACCUGCCAGUUAUGAGUCGAUUGAUCACCAGGAUCAGUUGGAAUAUUCUCAACCAGUCCUACCAAGGAAGCCUCAUUCCAGUAAAAAGAAAAAGAAUGGGAGACCUGAAAGAGCUGAACCUCAAAGUUCGUCACUUCUUGUUGUUGAAACCUCGUCUAAUGUUACCUCUGCAGCUGGGAAAGCACUUCGAAAACCAUCUUCAAGCUCAAGUAAGUCUGCUUCAAUCAACUCAACUGAAUCGAACAAAACACCAAGAUCUUACGGACGUGGUCGAGCUGCUACCAUGCAGGCACAAGAAGGUUACCAUGUCACUAACCAGAACACAGGACCAGGAAGCUAUGUUGUCCAGUCUCCGCCGGAACAUAUAGACAGAAACAAUCGUCAGCCAGAUUCUUCAUUUGGUAGAGGAAGAGGUGCAAGCUAUUUGAAUGCUGAUCAACCAACUUUAAGAAAACCUGGAAUGAGUGAGAAGGGGACCAAGGAAGUACUGGAAAAGGAGAGAUUGAAGCUGAUGAAACAGAUUAGGGAGGCUAAGUUGUUGGAGGAGAGAUUAGCGAAGGGAGAACUUUUGGAGGAAAAUCAGGUGUCCAAGCUAGCAAAGUUAGCAUCAAUGCAAAAUGAGCUGAACGAAAUCUGUAAGCAACUACAAAAUAAUAUCUGAAAAGAAAGAUCUAGUGCAGUGUUCAAACUUUAGGGGUACAUUUAGUUUAAAGUACUUUGAAACACAAAUACUGAUUGAUCUUCAAACUAAACUCUUAUCUAUACUUGAAUGAUUUAAAAAAUUUAUUAUUUAUCAAAAUUUGUAAAAUUAUUUGAUUAAAAAAAGUACGGGUAUCGGCCUUACAAAAUGACACGAAAAAGGAGAUGGCUCUGAAAUGCACAAAAAUGAGUUUUGUUCUUGUUUUAUUAUCCAGAUAGGUAGUUCAACAGGUAUAUUUUUCUUCCCGGGGGUUGAUUUGAUUGAAAAACCGUAAAUUUUGCGAU